Messenger RNA from Anarrhichthys ocellatus (wolf-eel), 2720 nucleotides. RefSeq names its product dihydrolipoamide branched chain transacylase E2 (gene dbt). Gene Ontology annotation, cellular component: mitochondrion; cytoplasm. The transcript is spliced from 10 exons. Gene Ontology annotation, molecular function: acetyltransferase activity; lipoic acid binding. The annotation marks the transcript as partial. The record is from RefSeq and is a predicted model, not a curated record. NCBI's taxonomy places the organism in Eukaryota, Metazoa, Chordata, Actinopteri, Perciformes, Anarhichadidae.
GGACUCUACUUGUCUGUCUGUCUCUCUGAGGACUCUACAUUUCUGUCUCUCUGUGAGGACUCUACCUGCCAGGCGAUCUUUGUACCUGUCUGUCUCUCAUCCUGUCAGCUGACUCAUCAGUACCGUAGUCGAUGUUUCCGGCUGCAGAACUUCAGGUCCGACCGAACCGUUCAGCUUCUGAGCUUCAGAUGUGAAACAAACCUCCAGAUGUCCAGCAGCAGGACCCUGCACUCCUCCACCGUGAGUCGAGGACCGAUCGUCUCGUUCAAACUGUCCGACAUCGGAGAGGGAAUCAUGGAGGUGACGGUGAAAGAGUGGUAUGUGAAGGAGGGGGACAAGGUGUCUCAGUUCGAUAGUAUCUGUGAGGUCCAGAGCGACAAGGCGUCCGUCACCAUCACCAGCCGCUAUGACGGAGUCAUCAAAAAACUCUACUACGACGUGGACGGCACCGCUUUAGUGGGAAAACCACUGGUGGACAUCGAGACCGAGUCCAGUUCAGAGGUGAUCCAGGAGGAGGACGUGGUGGAGACGCCCGCCAUGGCUCGAGAAGAACACACCCACCAGGAGAUAAAAGGUCACAAGACUCAGGCCACGCCUGCCGUUAGGCGCCUCGCCAUGGAGAACAACAUUAAGCUCAGUGAGGUGGUGGGGACUGGGAGAGACGGACGGAUCCUGAAGGAGGACAUCCUGAACUUCCUGGCGAAGCAGACCGGAGCCAUCAUACCUCCGACCCUGUUCCAGGAGAUCCAGACUCUGGCUCCGUCUGCUGCUGCUGCUAGGCCUGUGAGCACUACGGCAGCCAUCAAACCUCCACCCACCACACCCAAACCUGUCUUCACCGGGAAGGACGUGACCGAGCCCCUCAAAGGUUUCCACAGAGCGAUGGUGAAGACGAUGACGGCGGCGCUGAAGAUCCCUCACUUUGGUUACUGCGAUGAAGUGGACUUGAGCCGCCUGGUGUCUCUGAGAACUGAACUCAGACCCAUCGCUGAAGGCCGGGGGGUCAAACUGAGCUACAUGCCCUUCUUCAUCAAGGCUGCCUCCCUCGGCCUCCUCCACUUUCCCAUCCUCAACUCCUCAUUGGACGAAGGCUGCCAGAACAUCACGUACAAGGCGUCUCAUAACAUCGGCCUGGCGAUGGACACCAUUCAGGGUCUGCUGGUUCCCAAUGUGAAGAACGUUCAGCUGCUCAGUGUGUUCGACAUCGCUCAGGAGUUAAACCGUCUGCAGACGCUCGGAACUGCAGGGCAGCUGGGAACCAACGAGCUGAGUGGAGGAACCUUCACCCUGUCCAACAUCGGAUCAAUCGGAGGGACGUACGCCAAACCGGUCAUCCUUCCUCCUGAAGUCGCCAUCGGAGCUCUGGGACAAAUCCAGGUUCUUCCUCGGUUCGACGCCGGUGGUCAGGUUGUCCGAGCUCACAUCAUGAACGUCAGCUGGUCGGCGGAUCAUCGCAUCAUCGACGGAGCCACCAUGUGUCGGUUCUCCAACCUGUGGAGGGAGUACCUGGAGAACCCGGCCAGCAUGGUGCUGGACCUCAAAUAAACAGAGAGGAGUAUUUCCCAUCAGCCCCGGGGAGACCUUCUCUUCGCCUUCGCUUCGUCUUUCUGUUCGAGGCCUUCCCGUUCACUCGCUGUCGUUUCCUUUGAGCAAGGCAGCGGGAGGAGGGGUCAGCCUGUCAAUCAUGUUGUUUCCAUGACAACCACUAACACACACAGCGGAGGUUAGAGGUACUUAGUCUGUUUCUAAUGUUUCAGGAAAUCAAUUACAAGUCAUGACCAGUUCUAAAUCACUAAAACCAGUUGACAUGCUGGGAACCGGCGAACCUUUAGUGUCUCACUGCUCCUGGUUGGUCCUCAUUGAUCCAGAUCCCAGUGCUGUCCCCUAAACUUUUGACUUCUUCUGAAGCUGGAUGUGGAUCCAGGAUCUGGUCUGAGAUCAGUUAGUAGAGUGAAACAUGCUCCUUUAAGAACUUUGAAACUCUCCACGUGUUGUGUGACAUUCUCACUAGAACCGGGUUCCUGUUCCUCAAACAUCUGAGUCAGUGAAUUCAUUACGUAAACUGCUGCUGAAGUUCUGUGUGUUUUAAUCAUAUUUAUCUCCGAUAUCUGAUCUCCUGGUUUAAAGGCGUCUGUAUGCAAAUAAGGUGGGCGGGGCCAGCAUAGGUCGUGUGUCUGUGGGUGGAGGGUCAUGUGACUAAAUGAUUUUAUUCAUCAGGACCAAAUAUGAUUCACGUCUCUGAGGUUUUUGAUGAACAUGAACUCAUUUAAACUAUUGAUUAAUGAUUCUGGUUCUGAUCGGUUCGUUUGACGCCUCUUCACUGGAUCAGAACCAGUUUCACUUCAUGAUCUCUGUACUGGAUCAGAACCAGUUUCUGUCUAAAGGGUCCGUCAGUCCUCUGCUGAGUCUCAACGUUCAUGAUAUGAAACUGAAGUUUGUAAAUAAGCUGAAUUCUUGGUGAAGUCUGGUUCCUGGGCUGGUGUGAAAGAGGUCUAUCUGUAGACCUGAUCCCCAUUGUGGUCUGACCCGUCUGUUCAUCUGUACUGAAGACUGUUACAGAACCUGUGAAUAAUCUCUGGUGUUGGUUGAAUGUUUCUCUUCCUGCUUUGUUUUAGUUUUUAGCGACCGACUAAAUGUAAAACUAAUAAAAAGAAACGUAGCUUUUUGUAUUUUUGGGAGCGCUUGAACCUGGUGGAAUAAAUAAAGUUGAAGUGCACAAA